UGAGUUCAUCCCUCUCCUUCCUCUCUUCUGUGCUUACUUUCUGUUCCAAGUAGCUAGCCCUAGUGGUGUGGUAGCCGCGCCCGUUGACCCUGCAGUUUUUGUGGAGUAGCAACCUAGUCGUAUAAUACAGGAGGUUCACAUCGGCUGCCAGCACCCCCGCUGAUUUCCUUCACCAUUAAUUUCUACUUUUGUUUGACCUGACCGCAUGAGAAAGUUUGAGCGACCCGGCCCGGGUGGCCUCAAUCCUACCAUUUCUGUUGUUAACCAUCGAUCCCUAUUGCCUUGUUUGUUUUGGUUGCCAACUGCAGGAAAGAUCACACUAUACUAGAUCAGCCAGCGAUCCUCCAUUCCUGCGCGCGUACGUACCACCAUGGAGUUUUCUGCACACUGGUCCUCGCUCCCGGCCGACCUCAUCAACCGCAUCGCCGACCGCUUCCUGGCCACCAGCGACGUUGACUACUACAUGGACUUCCGUGCCGUCUGCCAUAGCUGGCGCUCCGCCACCCAAGACCCCAACAAUUCCCCCGACCCUCGCUUCCACCCUCGUCACUGGGUCAACAUCAACGGAGCCUCUUGCCGCUCCGCCACGCGCCUCUUGGUCAACACCGCCACCGGCCGACCUCUGCGCCAGGAACUCCGGGUGCUCCGUCACUAUAACAUUGUCAGAACCACCACGGACGGUCUCCUCGUUUUGAUGGACUGCACACACCCCCACAAUACAUGCGUCCUCAAUCCUUUCACAGGCUACCUGAUCCGUUUCAUGGCGCAGCGACCCGGCAACAUCGUGGAAUAUGCUGCCCUCGAGUCCGGUUCUACUACACCAACCAUUUUCUUUUUCUGCAAGGACUUCAUGGAUGAUAACUGGGUUAUACACGAAUCAUCUCGUACGGUCUACAUGGCUGAGCCUGACAGUGGCUCUCUCGCCGUCUAUGAGGACAGGUGUGCUUUCCCUUUGAUCAAGCUGGCUACAAGCGGUAUCUACACUAUUCAUGGUGCUGACCUGGGAUCCGUGGCCAGAAGGAUCUUUGAUCUAAUGAGGUUUUACAAGGACGACCUUGCUGAGGUAUCUGAGGAUGACUAUACCAUGAUGUCCGACCAAAAAUCUUUAUGGAAGCUUUGUGCAGGACGUUGUUUCCUAACGGAAUCUGCUGGAAAAGUGCUGAUCAUCAUGAAGCUAGCACAAGGCGUCGUGGUCUACAGAUUACAAACGCACAACUAUGAACUCGAGCUUGUGUUGGACAUUGGUAACUGUGCCAUCUUCUUAGAUCUUUAUUGUUGGUGCUUGUGUGUUAAUGCUGAUAAAUUUCCGGCCGUCCAAGCCAACUGCGUCUAUUACCGGAAAAGCCGACUAGCUGUUGCUUGUUACAUGUGCAUGUAUAAUCUCAAGUCCCACAGAGAAGAAAUAGUCGACCAACAAUUUCAGCAUCUUCUUUUGGACCAAAGGCUGUCUCGGCUUUAAAGCACCGGUGGGCCAAAAGUACAAGAAGAGCACGGAAAUUCAACUCAACGGUGCUAGCGAUACGUACAAGAACACAAGUAUAUAUUCAGCCUCUUUGCGGCAGCUUGAAGGGAGUGUAGGCUUCCAUAUUGCUGAUAAUGGCUGUGUUCUUUAAGUUUUAUGUUACUUUUGUAAUGAGAUUAAUGGUUUGAGUAUGUUUAAGCUGAAACUUUACAUUUGUAAUAACAUUGUAAUAAAGGUUUCAGUAUGUUUAAGCCUAGACUAUUCCCUUUCUCAAUAAAG
Hordeum vulgare subsp. vulgare (domesticated barley) is the source of this 1741-nucleotide messenger RNA. RefSeq lists its product as uncharacterized. The transcript has a single exon. Gene Ontology annotation, molecular function: DNA binding. Lineage: Eukaryota; Viridiplantae; Streptophyta; Magnoliopsida; Poales; Poaceae. The record is from RefSeq and is a predicted model, not a curated record. Bases 371 to 1459 code for a protein of 362 amino acids.